This is a messenger RNA of Struthio camelus australis, 5651 nucleotides long. NCBI's taxonomy places the organism in Eukaryota, Metazoa, Chordata, Aves, Struthioniformes, Struthionidae. The record is from RefSeq and is a predicted model, not a curated record.
UUCCAGGAAAGCUCAUCGUGAGCCACAAAGCCACCGUGACCGACCGAUCUCGGGGAAGAUGCCGGGGCUGAUUAACCGGACAACCCGCUCGCCGCUCCCGCUCACCGCCUCCGAGGUGAAAUCGUGUGUCAGCGGCUAUGCCUUUGGGAUGACAGCCUCGCUCACCUACGGCAAUCCAGAGACCCAGCCUUUCGAAGGUCUCUUUGUCUAUCCCUUGGACGAGUGCACCACGGUCGUUGGGUUCGAAGCGGCUGUUGCCCGGCGUGCUGUAACGGUGCAGAUCAAGGACAAAGCCAAGAUAGACGACUGUUAUUUCAACUGCUGCAGCCUCCUUGAUGGAAGAGCUCACAGUGGGAGUGGAAGGAUCACGCUGGAUGAGGACUUGGAGAGGAUUGUUUUUGUGGCUAACCUGGGCAUGAUUCCUCCCUUGCAAAAUGUGUCCAUCUUCAUCGGCACCUCCUCUGAGCUGCAGACGCUGCCCAGUGGGGCUGUGAGAGUCCUUCUGCCGGCUGUGUGCGUCCCCAGGGUCCCCCAGACUGGCCUGGAGAGUGUCAGCAGCUUUUCUGGGCACCAGCUCCGAAUUGACAGGCACUACUGUGGAUCGGGGAGCCCGGAGCAUGGGAGCAGGUUCUGCCUGGCUCAGCUGCUGGAGAACGAGGCCACCAACCCCUCUGAGUACGAGUUCAACUUCCACCUGGAGAUCCGGGGGCCAUGCUUGCUGGCAGGUGUUGAGAGCCCUACGCACGAGAUCCGAGCAGAUGCUGACCCCGCUGCUCGCUCCGCAAAGAGCAUUGUGAUCACACUGGCCAAUAAGCACACUUUUGAUAGACCGGUGGAGAUCCUGAUCCAUCCAAGCGAGCCCCAUAUGCCUCAUAUUUUAAUGGAAGAUGGUGAUAUGACACCUGCAGAGUACGAGCAACACUUGAAGGGGAAGAAUGAUUUCAUUAAAGGCACUAAGAAGGACCCCAGUGCUGAGAAAAAGACUGAAAUCAUCAGGAAGCGUCUGAACAAGGAUAUCCCCCACCACCCUGUCAUCAUGCUGAACUUCUGCCCUGACUUGAGGACUGUCCAGCCAGACCUCCGGAAAGCCCAAGGAGAAUUUAUUUUCCUUGUAGACCGCAGCGGAAGUAUGAGUGGUGUUAACAUCAACCGCGUCAAGGAUGCCCUGCUGGUCAUUCUCAAGAGCCUGAUGCCGGCGUGUCUCUUCAACGUCGUCGGGUUUGGAUCGACCUUUAAGGCCCUGUUCCCUGCCAGUCGGACUUACUGCGAGGAGAGCCUGGCCGUCGCCUGCGAGAGCAUCAAGAGGAUCCGGGCUGAUAUGGGCGGCACUGACAUCUUAUCACCCUUGAAGUGGAUCAUUCGGCAGCCGAUCCACAGGGGCCCUCCCAGGCAAAAACCCGACGGGGCCGUCGGCAACACGGGCAAGGUCCUUGAGCUGCUGCGAAACCACUCGUGCUCCACCAGGUGCUACAGCUUCGGCAUUGGGCAGAAGGCCUGCAGGAGGCUGGCGCUGCACGCGACGGGGAAGGCAGACCUGGAAGCUCUGCUAGACGGCUCCCUAAUAGGCUCGUCCGUGCGAUAUUCACGGAUGUUGGUCUUGUCCGCCUGUAUGAUCAAGUCACUGAAGAAGGCGAUGGCGCCAGUCCUAAGCGACGUGUCCGUGGAGUGGGUCUUUCCCGAAAGCACCGAGGUCUUGGUUUCCCCCGUCAGCGCCCGCUGCCUCUUCCCUGGUGACCGCCUGGUGGGCUAUGGCAUCGUCUGUGACACUUCCCUGUACAUCUCCAACCCCAGAUCUGACAAGAGGCGGCGUUACAGCAUGAUGCGUUCCCAGGAGUCGGGCAGCUCUGUUUUCUUUCACUCCCAGGAAGAGGGAGUGGGCACAGAGAGCUGGAACUACUCCAGGGACUCGGAGGGCUGCUGCCCCUCCGAGCGCACCGCUGAUCACCUGCUGGUGGGCAGAGAGCCCAGCGGAGAGUCGGACACAGACACCGGACCGGAUGUGAAGACCUCCACCCGGAGACGGGCGUAUAGCACCAACCAAAUCGCCGACCACGAGCCUUUCAAAAAGGUGCCCACGGCCAGCGAUCCGGGCAGCAACACCCUAGUGAAGAACCCCCUUCGGAAAACCCACCUGCAGGAUCUGUACCAGGUCAGUCCGGAGCCACGGCAGGCAGACUUCCAGGCAUGUGCCACAGCCCUUGUGCUUUGCAUGCAGGGGGAGGCCAGCGUAGAGCAGCAGGAAGAGCUCAGAUGUUUAAGGGCACAAGUGCUAGUCCUACGUGUCCCAAUAUAUGUGCUUGUGCUGCAGCAUGUCACAAAUGUGGAGGAAACAAGCCAAGUGGGGAGCAAGAUCCCGUCCUUGUGCCAUGGAGCAAUGCAUCCCCAUAGGAGCCCUGCUUUUCUUAUCUGGCAGACGGCCACGGCGCCCUGUCUGGGCUUCGAGGUGGGUGCGGAGGGCGGUGUGCUUGCGCGCGUGCCGGGAAAAGCCCGUUUCGCUGCCGCGCACCACGAUAAGGCAGGGAACGAAUGGGAUCAGCAGGGACAGAGCAGCACUCGCAGGCAGGUUGGCGCGAUUGCAGGUGCGGGGGCCCAGCCGGCGAGACCGCCGGGCCCCCAACGCUGCGCAUCCUUUUGCCACGAUGCCGACCCCCCGCCGGUGCAGGACGGGCUGCAGCAGACGGCUCCGGGAAGGGGCCUGGGGCCGCUCGACACCAGCAAUUACCUGCGAUCUUCGUCGGACAGCCGAAGCCCUGGGGAUCUGGAAUCUGCCCAUCCUUCCUUCACGUUUGAAACGGAGACCUCCUCCGACUGGGAGCUGCAGGACUUUGAUCUCAGCUCUGCCCGGGGCUCCCUGCACUGCCCCAGGGCCUUCUGCAAGGCAGUGGUGAAGGGGCUAAGGAGCAACGAGCCCGUCCAGUGGGAAAUCGCCUUCGAUAUCCGCCCUCUUUUCCGAGAGCGAAAGAGCCAGGAGGAUGGUGACACGGACCUGUGGAGUGAGACCUUCCACCACCUGGCAGCCAAGUCCAUCAUCCGGGACUUUGAACAGCUUGCGGAGAAGGAGUGUGAAAUCGAGCACGGGUCUGGGCGGCGGUACCAGGUCAACGCCGUCCACACCAGCAAGGCCUGCAACGUCAUCAGCAAGUACACGGCGUUCAUGCCGGUGGACCUGAGCGCCAACACCUACCUGCCGACCAUCGUUGAGUACACCAACACGGGGGCAGCAUCCAAGCAAGGCAGCCAGAGGAGUCGGAGCUCCGAAAGCAGAAGGCAUCGUGGCUUUUCUGUUGGACGUCCCCAGUCAGCCUGUGGCCAGAACGGAGAUGAGGGAUCUUAUGGCAUGAGUGUGGACGAGAGCAGCCUGUCACCCUGCAGCACCCCUUCCUCCUCUAGCCGGGAGCGCUGCAGUUUCCCAGAAGUGCCGUUACAGAGCCUGUCUGCUUCGCCUGCUCAUUCCCAGAAAUCCCUCGAGAGCCUCUUCACUGCAAGGCUGACGCUCAACAGAACCAGACUGCUGACCCGAGCUGCCAAAGGUUUCAUGAGUAAAUCUCCAAACAGAGUGAAUGAACCCAACUCUGAGACUGACAACGAGAACAUAGACUACCUUCCCCUGGUGUCUCUGCAGCUGGCCUGCGGUGCCUUCCUCAUGAACUCGGCCUUCUGCGAAGCAGUCAACAUCCCCAUGGAGAAGCUGAAGUGGACAUCUCCUUUUGCUUGCCACCGCCUGGCGCUCAGCCCCUCGAGCUCCUGCAGCGCCAAGAAGACCAGCCCCUCCGGGGAGCACAAGAGCCUUACGUACGGCCAGCAGCUCCUGGUUCCCGACGGCACGCUUGGGCAGAGUCCCUCUGACAGAGAUCCUGCUCCGGGCUCGGUGCCCGACGGACCUGGCAGCCGCACAGAAGAUGCAGGUCGCCUUCGCCACUUCUCAGGUAGCGCUGUGGAAAGCAUCUCCAAAGCCCUCAAAGCCGAGAACGAACUCUCCCCGCCGGCUAUCACCAUCCGCCGCUUCUCCUCCCCGGAGAGCGUGCCCGCAGCCGCCAAGGCGCAGGCUGACAGCGACUCUGAGGUGGACGGCUCUGCGAUCCAGGCACUGCUCUUCGACAUCGAGCUGCAGCAGCAGACGGAGCCGGAGGGGAUGCUGUGGGCCACGGCUGUAGCCCUGGCCUGGCUGGAGAACAGCUCCGCUUCCUACUUCAUCGAGUGGGAGCUGGUGGCCGCCAAGGCCAGCCUGUGGCUGAGCGAGCAGGACUUCCCGGAGGGAUACAGCCUGGCUACGGUGAAGGCUGCAGCCCAGCAGCUGUUUGUCUUGCUCAGGCACUGGGACGAAAACCUGGAGUUCAACCUGCUGUGCUACAACCCAAACAGCAUGUAAAGAGAGGAGAGAGUGGAUGAGGAAAGAGGCUUGGACGGCUCUCUGAGGGCGCAGGAACAGGGACCCAUCCUUAAGGAAACAUGUUCAAGGAGCUCAUUUCCUCUGCUGCAGGGACAGUGCGUUUAUUGGAAUAAGCCCUUGAGCUGAUUGGCAAACGGAAGCAGCCCAGGCAAAAUCCUGCGCUUAACGAUUGGUAUUUUGCCCCAGGAGGGAGUCUACCUGCCAGUACUUGCCACAGUAGGAUGCUCUUUAUUUUUUAAUCGGAGCAGCACCUCCAGGUACAGCAGCUCCCUUUGAUCCUGGUUUCUUCUGGUUACCAGCCCUGUUCCCAGACCAGAUCUCCACAGUGACUGCUCAGCUUGCCCCAUCCUUGCUUGGCUGCCCGUCCCCAGCCCUGAAUCACCGUCAAGCCUCCACCACGGUCCCCCCUGCCGGCUAUUUCCAGCCAUGAGUCACUACUCUCCCAAAGCUCCUGCCUGGCUCCUGCUGUCCAUCUCUGAUGUUCUUUGCAAAGGUGAACCCGCAUUGCUUGUUGCACAACUUGCUUGUCUUGUGGGUCAAAGGAAAUCCAGGCUGGGAGUGACCGUCUAAAGAGCAACCCUCUUGUCCUGGCUGGGAGGGAGGGACAUGCCGCCUUCUCUCGAGCCCAGCGAAGCACCAGACAGCCAGAAGCUGCGACCAAACCCCCGUUGCAAUUCCAGGUGGUGCUGAGCUGCCUCAGCCCCUCUGACAUCCCCAGCUCGGGUUUCCAGGAGCCCUCGCAGACCCUUUGCAGCGGACAGUGUGCCUUAGGAGCUUUGCCGGCUGAGCAGGGACAGGCGAAGGGAACCAGCCCCCCCUUGCACUCGAAGCCUAACGGAGCAGAGAUGCCCUACGGUAGAGAAACGGGGGAUUUUUAUCUCCUGCCAAAAUGCUGCAUCCUUCCUUCUACACACGGGAGUCUCCCCUGUGCUGACCUGUUGGAUCUGAACCGCAGGGACCCGCCUUUGAAUCCAACAGCUCGGACACUUGUUCUUUUUAGGUUUUCUGACUGUUUUCUCCCCCUAGGGGCCUGACUCUCUAAAGCUGGCUCUUGGCUGGCGGGCUGGCUGCCUUCCCCCUCUUUACCACGCAGCCAGGGCGCCCGCUGCGAGCCGAGGACGGGCCUGUCCCUGCCGCAGCCCUCUUGAACGGAAGAGACGGGGAGAGCUCGGCUCCUUCAUCCGGAGCCGUGCAUCUCGAGAGCGUCCCAGAGCCCUUCUCGCACCGCUGCUGCUCUCGUCCUCCUCUCGACGCUGCCGUG